AUGUCUUCGCCGUCUUGGAUUUUGCUGCUAUCUUCUGCUUUGUGCUUGAUCCUGUGCGUUCAUGCAACAACACCCACCUGGGAAGAUCAAGAAAGUGGUCCAUUUGUUGGGCAUUUAGUGAAGAGGGAUGACCGGAAACCGCUGAUUUCAACUGAAUUCGGACAAGUUUCCGGUGCUAAAGUCGGUGAUGGGAAUGAGACGUUUCUGCUUCACUUCAUCACCUUAGAGCCCAAUGCCCUGUUUCUCCCUGUUAUGCUACAUCAGGAUAUGCUCUUCUAUGUCCAUACAGGGAGUGGGAGGCUGAGCUUCAGAGGUGAUAAUGGAAUGGAGACGAUGGAUGUAAGAAGAGGUGAUGUGUUUAGGCUGGAAACAGGCUCUGUUUUCUUCAUACAGAGCCAUUUAGGUACCACUAGACAGAAGCUUAGGAUUCAUGCAAUAUUUGGUGAUACCGGAGAAGAUUUGAGAGAUCCAAUUCCAUAUGGACCGUAUUCAAGCUUAAGGGACUUAAUUCUUGGAUUCGACCAGAGAGUCCUUCAAGAGACCUUUAAGGUUCCUGAAGAAGUGAUUGAAGAAAUUAGAAGUGCACCGAAGCCAGACCCGAUCACCCAUGGAAAUGCAAGCGCGCAGGAAUCUGGCAGGUCUAAGGGGGAUUAUGAGUUCAUAGAAAGCGUACUAAUGAGCAGAAGUGCCGUUUAUGGCAUUUUCGACCCCAGCAAUAAAGACAAGAAGAGGAAAUCCAACUUGUACAACUUCUUCAGUGGAAAACCAGAUUUUGAGAAUUGCAAUGGAUGGAGCUCAACUCUUACAAAGAAAAAGACUUCCCUCUUGAAGGACUCCAAGUAUGGCCUUUUCAUGGUUAAUCUUACCCAUGGAGGAAUGAUGGGUCCUCAUUGGAAUCCAAGGGCGACCGAGAUUGCAGUAGUACUCCAAGGAAAAGGAAUGGUUCGAGUGGUUUGUCCAGGUUUAAUAUCAGAGGCAGAGUGCAAAAAUGCCAGGUUUGCAGUUGAAGAAGGUGACAUUUUUGUUGUGCCAAGGUUCCAUCCCAUGGCGCAGCUGGCUUUCAACAAUGACACAUUAGUUUUCAUGGGAUUCAGCACGUCCCCGAAGAACAAUCAUCCUCAAUACUUAGCAGGGAAAGCGUCAGUCUUGAGGACUUUAGACAGGCAUAUAUUGGCAACAUCUUUUGGAGUUAAUGAAACAACAUUUGACAGAAUUGUGAACCAACAAGGUGAAUCUGUUAUCUUGGAAUGCCUGUCCUGUGCAGAGGAGGAAUUUAGCAUCUUGUCUGAAGAAAUUCAGAGGGAAAGAGAGGAGGAAAGGAGGAGGGAAGAAGAGGAAACCAGAAGGAAAGAGGAAGAGCGGAGACGACAGGAAGAAGAAGCUAAGAGAAAAGAAGAGGAAGAAGCUAAAAGGAGAGAAGAGGAGGCAGCUAGAAAGAGAGAGGAGGAGGAAAGGAAGAAGAGGGAGCAAGAAGAAGCGGCAAGGCGACAGAAGGAGGCUGAGGAGGCAGAGAGGAGGAGGGAAGAGGAAGAAAGAGAGAGACAACAGCAACAACAAGAGCAAGAGCAACAAAGGAGAGAACAAGAAGAAAGGGAAGCGAGGCAAAGACAGGCGGAGGAAGAGAGACAGCGACAACAGCAGCAAGAAGCGCAAAGGAGAGAACAAGAAGAAAGGGAAGCAAGGCAAAGGGAGGAGGAGGCACAAAGGCAGAAGCAGCAGCAGGAAGAGGAGGCAGCCCGGAGGAGGAGACAGGAACAAGAGGCAAGAGAAGCAGCUGCAGCAGCAGCACGAGAAGCGGAGCAAGAAAGAGAAGCAGCAGCGAGAAGGGAGGAGGAAGCUGCACGCCGACAGGAACAAGAAGCACAAAGAAGGCAACAAGAAGAAGCUGGCCAAGGAAGAGGCGGAGGAGCUGGAGAACGCCAAGAAGGCGGGGAAGCUGCAGCUCGAAGGGAGGAGGAAGCUGCAAGACAGGAAGGACAACCUACGCCAGAGCAACAGUAG
This is a messenger RNA of Oldenlandia corymbosa var. corymbosa, 2001 nucleotides long. The record is from the annotation of a GenBank genome assembly. NCBI's taxonomy places the organism in Eukaryota, Viridiplantae, Streptophyta, Magnoliopsida, Gentianales, Rubiaceae.